AUGUCUAAAGAAGAUUUUUCAAAAAUUUAUGAUAAAACAAGGGAGUUAUGCUUUGACAAAAAUGAAUUUCUCAAGGAAUCAUUUUCGGUAGAUUCCUUCCUUAGGGAACAUAGAAAUAAAGCGAGUUUGGAGGUGAUGAGAGAUGAUUUAGGUUUUCAUCUUAAAUCAUUGAGAUUGUCUAUGAUAGAAUUAAUAAAUAAAGAUUAUGAAGAUUUUGUUAACUUAUCAAAAGAUUUAAUUGGUUUGGAUGACAAAAUUCAAAAAUUACAAACACCCUUGGAGCAAAUCAAAAGUGAAGUUUUGGCAGUUAAAAAUGAUUUCGAAGAAGCAAUUUCUGGUUUUGAUAAUUGCUUUGCUCAACAUAAAGAACUAAUACAUAAAAAAAAAAGUUUAAUACAUGUUUCUCAAGUAAUGAGAAGUGUUAAAAAACUAAACAAUAUAUUUAAUAAUAAUAAUAAUAAUAAUAAUAAUUUAAAUCAAAAUGAUUUUACAUUAAAUUUAAUAGAAAGGGCGACAAUGGAAUAUAAUCAAUUACAGUUUUCAGUAUCAAAGUGUAAUAAUGAUUUACUUACCAAUCAAAAACAAGAAGCAGAAAAUAUAAGAAAACAAUUAAUGACCAUAUUAAGCAAUAAAUUUAUAGAAUGUUUAAAAAAAAAAAAUAUUAACGAAUUACUCAAGUGUUUGAGAAUAUAUGGGAGUUUGGAUAAAACGACAGAGUUAGAAGAAUUGGUUAAACAAGAAGUCAUAGCUCCUAGAUUAUCAACCAUUAUCACAGAACAAAAACUACAAAAAGAACCUGAAGGAAUAGAUGAAAUAUUUAAUGAAGUGAUACAUUUUAUUGAUAGAGAAUUAGGAGACUUGAUACAAUUAACAACGUGUAAAAAUAAUUCUCCCACAGUGAAGGGUUAUAAUUUUAUGUUGAGAAGUUUUUGGCCUGAAUUAGAAAAAAAAUUAAAUUUACCUUUUAUGUUUGCAUUAGGAGACCCUAAAUUAUUUCAUUCUAGAUAUACAAAAUUAAUAAAUCUAUUGAAAAAUUUAGAAUCGUAUUGCGGAAAUGAAUCUGAUGUAUUAGUUUUCAAACGAAAUGAAAAAUAUCAGUGUUUUUUACAAAAGUUUAAUUUACCUGUUUAUUUUAAAAUCAGAUUUCAAGAAAUAGCGGGUCAAUUAGAAAAACAUUUAGAUGAUGUAAAUAAUGAUGAAAAUGAUGUAUAUAAUUUAAAAAUAUCAAAUGUUAUUAUGGAACAGAUAAAAAAAUGUUGGGAAAAUGAUGUUUACCUACCCGAAAUAUCUCAUUUGUUUUGGAAAUUGAGUUUACAAAUCACAUCGAGAUAUUCAAUUUGGUUAUGGGAUAUCAUGUGUAAAGAAUCGGAAAAUAUAAAUAAUCGUAAAUUAGAAUUAUUAAAUGUCGUCAAUAUUGGAAAUGUCGUCGCGAAUACGGAAAGUUUUCAAACACAAUCAAGACUGGAUUUUCUCGUGUGCCUUUAUAGCGAUACAAGUAAAUUAAUUGAAGAAAUUGAGAUUUUUCUAGAAGGUUGCAAGGGGAAAAUUCCCAAUCGUCACUUGGUAGAGGAAGAAUUGAGUACGAGUUUAAAAGAAUCGUUGACUUUGGUCGAAGGUGUCGUGCCCAAGAUGGCCGACAGCAUCGUUAAAGUAAUCGUGACGGAAAGUUCGGUUCAUUUUCGACAAGUGAGUCAAAUACCCAGAUUGUUCAGGAGAACGAAUCGUAAAAGUUCGACGGAACCCUGCGAAUACGUCGGACAAGUUUUAAAUUAUCCUAAAAAAUUUUACGAACGUAAAAGACAUUUAGUGACGGACGAAAGGAUAGAAACGUGGUUGAGUCAGGUAUUUAACGAUUUGACGCAACAAUAUUUCACGGCCGUGAACGAAGUUUUAACGAACGCGCAAAAAACGGAGGAAAGCCUGAGAAAAUUGAAGAGAAAAAGGGAGAACUUAUCGAGUAAGAACAACAGCGGAGAUGAAGAAAUACGACAGCAACUCGUUAUUGACGUUCACAGUUAUUCGGACGGUUUAAAAGAAUUUAAUUUACCGUUAAAUAAUGUUAAUAUGUUAAAAGAACUUGUGAAUCUCGUCGAAUCGGCGAGAGAUAAAUCAGAAAAGCAAUAA
Molecule: messenger RNA, 2124 nt
Organism: Pediculus humanus corporis (human body louse)
Lineage: Eukaryota; Metazoa; Arthropoda; Insecta; Psocodea; Pediculidae
Product: Conserved oligomeric golgi complex component, putative
Exons: 6
Coding region: 1-2124 (707 amino acids)
Biological process (GO): Golgi organization; protein transport; intra-Golgi vesicle-mediated transport
Cellular component (GO): membrane; COG complex
Source: RefSeq, a predicted model, not a curated record